Messenger RNA from Micromonas commoda, 1327 nucleotides. Its product is annotated as Drug/Metabolite transporter superfamily. The coding region runs from base 179 to 1198 and encodes 339 amino acids. Gene Ontology annotation, cellular component: trans-Golgi network; endosome; Golgi apparatus. The record is from RefSeq and is a predicted model, not a curated record. Gene Ontology annotation, molecular function: antiporter activity. NCBI's taxonomy places the organism in Eukaryota, Viridiplantae, Chlorophyta, Mamiellophyceae, Mamiellales, Mamiellaceae. The transcript has a single exon.
CGCCUUUCCUGGACGACGAGCGACAGUCACACGGGCACUCACCCGCGCGACUGAGACCGGAGCCGCCCGACUCGCUCGGAGGCGCCACCGCGGACGCGGGUAUCGCCGCGCUCGAGACGGAGCGGGCGACGAAGGAUCCUAGGGAAACGGCGAAGGGCGCGGCCAAACAGCAGUUACAAUGGGCGCGGUGGGCAACGCGAGCCCCGGCGGGGGCAGCCUCCUCAUGGCGGUGGUCUACGGCAUCGCCUACCUCACGGCGGCGUCGACGAUCAUCCUGCUCAACAAGCACGUGCUCUCGGUCACGCCGUUCCACUACCCGAUCGCGCUCGCCUCCCUCGGCGUGCUCUUCGGCUGGGUCGCAUCCGUCAUCCUGGUGCACACCGGCGCGAUCUCGCUGGAGAAGCACAAAGACAUCACGCUGAGCUCGUGGCUCAAGAACGUGCUUCCGAUCGGUUUCUUCACCGGCGUGACGCUGGCGACGGGCAACAUGGCGUACUUCUACCUCUCGCUCUCCUUUCUGCAGAUGGCCAAGGCGCUCUCCCCCGUCGCGCUCUUCUUUGUCCUGACAAUCACCGGGCUGGACAGGUUUCACAUGAGCGUGUUCAUCUCCGUCAUGGUCAUCGUCUUCGGCGCGGCGGUGGCGGCGUACGCGGAGGUUCACUUCACCUGGAUUGGCAUCGGGCUCGUGGUCACCGCGGAGUCCUUCGAGGCGCUCAAGUCCGCGGCGUUCCAGUUUCUCCUCGCGAACAAGUCCUUCUCCAUGUGGGAGGGGAUGUACUUUGUGUCCCCAGCGUCGCUCAUCUUCCUCGGCAUCGCCAUCUACACCAUGGAACUUCAGGAGAUGAUCGAGGAGGACGCCUGGGGGCAGAUGAAGGAGCACCCACUCAUCUUCAUCGCGUGCGGCACCCUCGGGUUCGCGGUCAACUACUGUUCGCUCGGAGUCAUCAAGAACGCCGGUUCGCUCACGCUGAAGGUGCUCGCGCAGAUGAAGUCCAUCCUCAUCAUCUUCGCGGGUAUCGCCAUCUACAGCGACGUGGUGAGCCUGCAGACCGCGCUGGGGUACGCCACCAGCAUCGUGGGCUUUGGCUUUUACAACUACGCGAAGAUCAAGGCGAAGGAGGAGGACGAUAAGCUCGCGGCGGAGGAGGCUGGCGAGAAGGGUGGCGAGGAGGCGGGUUACGGCUCGACCAAAAAGUGAAGGGGUGUUGGCGCAUUCGUCCCGGGGGGUUGCGCGAUGAGACGGCGCGCGGUGGGGCGUCGAUGGCGAUCCCCCGAAAUUUAUACAGUAGCUCACUUGUUCCUUGAUAAUACCGAAUAUUUGCCCGGC